AUGUCCAGCUCCUGCGUGGCCCAUCGAACCACCAUCCUCGCCGAACACUCCUCCCCGGGCACCUCAUCCACCGCAGCCUCGUCCCUAGCAUCCAUCAUCCUCCCCAAGAUUUCCCACGACAAGUCCCAAAAGCUCACUUACACCCAUGAACGCCUGUUCGUACACUACAUUGCCGACUCGCCAACAGGCGCGUCCGCCGACGAGCAUGGCGGCCGCAGCGAGCCCAGCUCCUUCGCACCCCUGAGCUUCGUAGUGGUCGCAACAGCCGAGCAAGGCCGCCGCAUCCCCUUCGCCUACCUCCUCGAAAUGAAACGCAAGUUUUUGUCCACAUACGCACCCUCCAGCACGGACUAUUCUGCUCUCCCGGCCUACGGCUGCGCCGCCUUCAAUGCCGAGCUGCGCACCCUCCUACAAACGUACAACACCGCCCCGCCGGCUGACUCGCUCGCCUCUGCGCGGCGCGAGAUUGAUAGCGUGCGCGAUAUCAUGACGGAGAAUAUUGAGCGCGUACUCGAGCGCGGCGAGCGGAUUGAUCUGCUGGUUGAUAAGACCGAUCGGCUGGGCGGGAGUGCGCAUGAUUUCCGGAUCCGCAGCCGUGGUCUGCGACGGCGAAUGUGGUGGAAGAAUAUCAAGCUGAUGGUGCUGCUGGGGAUUGUGGUUGUGUUCUUGCUGUAUCUGUUUAUCGGGGCGGGCUGUGGUCUGCCUGCGUGGGCCAAGUGCGUGGGGCAUAAGAAAGAGGACUGA
Penicillium riverlandense is the source of this 744-nucleotide messenger RNA. RefSeq names its product synaptobrevin family protein. The transcript has a single exon. Bases 1 to 744 code for a protein of 247 amino acids. NCBI's taxonomy places the organism in Eukaryota, Fungi, Ascomycota, Eurotiomycetes, Eurotiales, Aspergillaceae. The record is from RefSeq and is a predicted model, not a curated record. Gene Ontology annotation, cellular component: membrane. Gene Ontology annotation, biological process: vesicle-mediated transport.